Molecule: messenger RNA, 1325 nt
Organism: Acomys russatus (golden spiny mouse)
Lineage: Eukaryota; Metazoa; Chordata; Mammalia; Rodentia; Muridae
Gene: Aspa
Product: aspartoacylase
Exons: 6
Coding region: 146-1084 (312 amino acids)
Molecular function (GO): hydrolase activity, acting on ester bonds; hydrolase activity, acting on carbon-nitrogen (but not peptide) bonds, in linear amides
Source: RefSeq, a predicted model, not a curated record
AACGGGCUGGGGAACAAUUGUGAAGAACUCAAGAGAGUUCUGUGCUUUGCACUUCUCUAAACUUGGAAACUUUCCUGAGCAGUUAAGGCGUCCUUUGACCUCCUCUCUUCUGAAUUGCAGAAAUCAGACCAGACUACUUGGUGAAAUGGCCUCUUGUGCUUCUGAAGAGCCUGUUAAAAGGGUGGCUAUCUUUGGAGGGACUCAUGGAAAUGAACUGACAGGAGUGUUUCUAGUUACUCACUGGCUAAAGAAUGGCGCUGAAAUUCACAGAGAAGGGCUGGGAGUGAAACCGUUCAUUGCCAACCCACAAGCAGUGAAGAAGUGCACCAGAUAUGUUGACUGUGACCUUAAUCGUGCCUUUACCCUUGAAAAUCUUAGCAAAGAGAUGUCUGAGGAUUUGCCAUAUGAAGUGAGAAGGGCUCAAGAAAUAAAUCGCUUAUUUGGUCCAAAAAACAGUGACGGUCCCUACGAUGUUGUGUUUGACCUUCAUAACACUACUUCUAACAUGGGUUGCACUCUUCUUCUUGAAGAUUCCAGGAAUGACUUUUUGAUCCAGAUGUUUCACUAUAUUCAGACUUCCUUGGCUCCGUUACCCUGCUACGUUUAUCUCAUUGAGCACCCUUCCCUCAAAUAUGCAACCACUCGCUCCAUCGCCAAGUAUCCUGUUGGUAUAGAAGUUGGUCCUCAGCCUCAAGGUGUUCUGAGAGCUGAUAUUUUGGACCAGAUGAGAAAAAUGAUUAAACAUGCUCUUGAUUUUAUACACCAUUUUAACGAAGGAAAAGAAUUUCCUCCCUGUGCUAUUGAAGUCUAUAAAAUAAUGGAGAAAGUUGAUUAUCCAAGAAAUGAAACUGGAGACAUAGCUGCUGUUAUCCACCCUAAUCUACAGGAUCAAGAUUGGCAACCAUUGCACCCUGGAGAUCCCAUGUUUGUGUCUCUUGAUGGAAAGGUUAUUCCACUGGAUGGAGACUGUACCGUGUACCCGGUGUUUGUGAAUGAAGCUGCGUAUUAUGAAAAAAAGGAAGCGUUCGCAAAGACAACUAAGCUGACACUCAACGCAAAAAGCAUCCGCUCCACUUUGCACUAAAAAUCCCUGCAAGCUCACAGUUAUGGAGAGUCUUGCAAGCCACUAGGUCUCUGUAAGAUCCCCAAGACCAGCACUGUGCCUUAUUCUAGCUCUUUUCCUCAGCACCUGGCCCCAUGCCUCAAGCAGUAAGCAUCCAGGCCAGCUUCUGAAAGGAAAAAAUAAAUUAAUGAAUGUCUUUCUAAUAUAUUUUGAAUUAGCUAUGCACAGUAGCUCACGCUGUGCAAAAGCUGUGCUUUUGGUU